Messenger RNA from Nicotiana attenuata, 839 nucleotides. Its product is annotated as CEN-like protein 2. Gene Ontology annotation, cellular component: cytoplasm; nucleus. The coding region runs from base 76 to 603 and encodes 175 amino acids. The transcript is spliced from 4 exons. Gene Ontology annotation, biological process: negative regulation of flower development; vegetative to reproductive phase transition of meristem. The record is from RefSeq and is a predicted model, not a curated record. NCBI's taxonomy places the organism in Eukaryota, Viridiplantae, Streptophyta, Magnoliopsida, Solanales, Solanaceae.
AUACAAAUCGGUCGAACUCUUCAUAUAUAAUAUUCCCACUAAUAUUACUCUUAACUUUAAAUAGAUUUCUUAUAUAUGGGUUCAAAAAUGUCUGAUCCCCUUGUGAUUGGUAGAGUGAUUGGGGAAGUUGUUGAUUAUUUCACUCCAAGUGUUAAGAUGUCUGUUACUUAUAACAGCAGCAAGCAUGUUUAUAAUGGGCAUGAACUCUUUCCUUCCUCAGUCACCUCUAAACCUAGGGUUGAAGUUCAAGGAGGUGAUUUGAGAUCUUUCUUUACACUGAUCAUGAUAGACCCAGAUGUUCCUGGUCCUAGUGAUCCAUAUCUCAGGGAACAUCUACACUGGAUUGUCACAGACAUUCCAGGCACUACAGAUUGCUCGUUUGGGAGAGAAAUAGUUGGGUAUGAAAUGCCAAGGCCAAAUAUUGGAAUUCACAGGUUUGUAUUUCUGCUGUUCAAGCAGAAGAAGAGGCAAACAGUAUUGACUGCACCUCUCUCCAGGGAUCGAUUUAAUACGCGUAAAUUCUCAGAAGAAAAUGAGCUUGGGUCUCCUGUUGCAGCAGUUUUCUUCAAUUGCCAGAGGGAAACCGCUGCCAGAAGGCGUUGAAGAAGAAGAAGAAUAUGUGCGUUAUAUCAUUACUGUUUAUAAUUGGUUAUUAUUGUUGUUCUCGUUACUCUGAAGUAAGAUACUGAACCAAGGUAUGCAGUGCAUGUAUUACUGAUCUUACAAGAAUCUCAGAGAUAUAUGUAAUGUUGGAGUGCCAUGCUUGAAUAAGACCCGUGGGUAAGAAUGUACUUUCAUGAUCAAAGCGCGCAGCAUGUAAUAUCAUCAUUGUAAAUUAA